This is a messenger RNA of Saccostrea cuccullata (small rock oyster), 1499 nucleotides long. RefSeq lists its product as uncharacterized. The transcript is spliced from 3 exons. Bases 43 to 615 code for a protein of 190 amino acids. NCBI's taxonomy places the organism in Eukaryota, Metazoa, Mollusca, Bivalvia, Ostreida, Ostreidae. The record is from RefSeq and is a predicted model, not a curated record.
AGUUCUUUGUCCUUUACAUUGUCAUUUACCUGCUUUGUCAAAAUGCAGGCCACAGAUAGUGACUUGAGCGUCUCAUCUAACUCAAUUGUAGAAGAAAAUGUACAUGACGAUGAAAAUGAUGAUGAAAGUGAAAAUGAUUCAGACGAUAUGUCAGAAUACGAGGAAAGUGUUAUCUUCCAGAAUGCCUGUCGACAGUUUUACAUCAACAGAAAAAAUGCCACUGAAUCGUUCAAAAACGAUAUUCAGAAAGACCAAGAUAAAAGAAACUACAAAAAGAGGAAGACCACUUCUAUUGACGACGCCAUGGUGCGACUGCGGCGAGAAAUGGCUUCCUUGAUGGAUCAAGACCUGACUCUCAUGGAGCAACUAUUGACCCUAAAUGAAACGAUAGAGAACAUCAAAGUCAAGAGACAUUACAACUCGAGUCGGGAAUCUUUUUACAGCUCAUGUGACUUAUACAGUGGAUCUGAUUGGUCACUUCCGGGCAGUACAGGUCCAUUUCGUGGUUCCAACGUUUUCGGGAAAGCUACAGUUGCUAUGUCAUCUAGUGAAGACAUGAUGGAAUCUGCUAAAUCCCAGACUCCACAGGUUGAUUCUGGUUACAAUACUCCGUGACUUUCUGGUGGAUGGGAAGGGUGAUAAAUGGUGCUAGACUGUGCAAUGAAUCAAUCAAUAGAGAAGACAAAAUAAAUAAAAAGGAAUUAAGUGCAUGUUAACCGAGUGAAAUAUGUUUGUGCCAGUAUAUAACACUAUAUCAUUUAUCUAGUCAUGUAUUCUAUUCUGUCUUUGUAUAUAUUUUUAAAAUCGAUGCAUUCAAUUACUAGUGUAUCAUAAAAACAAAUGAAUAUUUAAAGUGUAUUCUCAUCAAAGUUACUCGAGACAAUAUUCUUUGGAUAGAAUUUCUCGUCUUUGUUGAAGAUUGUAUGUACAAAUCUAUUUCUGUUGCAAGCAUUAGAAAAUAAUAGAAAUACAUCACAAUAAGUAUCAAUACCUCAACACGUUGUAUCUUUUGUAGUAGAUAGAUAAUUAGAGGAGAUGAAGUUAUCAUUAUAUAGCUUUUCUUACGUAGUGAUUAUCUUGGAGAUUAUUCCACUUCUUUUAUUUUCAGUCCAUCUCCUGUUAGUAUUGAUCUUAUUGUACCGAUACUUGGGAGACUGGGUUUUUUAUUGUGUAAGAAGACAUUUCUUAAUGCUUUAGAGCUGGUACAAACGGAUAUCAUUACAAGAUCUGGGGUGGUUUGAGUGACUUCCUAUUGUUCCUGUCUACUUAUCUUGUUAAUCUCUGACGAUUUGGCAAAUGUGAUGACAAGAACCCUCGGCAUGAUGUCAUUGUAUAUAAAAUACCGUCCGCUCAAAUAUCUGUCCCUUAUUUACAGAGGAAAAAAGUUAUUCAUCACUUGAUAAAAUGAAAGAUAGCACUUGUUACCUCAAAUCUCCGAUAGGAAAUCAGUAAUUGGGUUAUUGUAGAGAGCAAGUUAGGAAUAAAACACAUUAAUAGAA